AUGUCUCCCAGGAACUCGGGCGACCUCGAAGCCAUCGGCGUCGACAAGAGUCAUGUCGACAACGUCGAGAUUGUGGCCAAUGCCGACAAGCCCAAUCCUCGCAAGGAGGCACCGGCCUAUGUUGCCAGUCUGUCGCCGGAGGAGCGAGAGAGGGCUGAGAAGGCCCUCGUCCGCAAGAUUGAUUUCCGUCUGCUGCCCAUGAUCAUCAUCAUGUAUAUCCUCAAUUACCUGGAUCGCAACAAUAUCGCCGCGGCGAGGUUGGCUGGUCUUCCGCAGGAUUUGAAUCUGCAGGGGAAUCAAUACGCGACUUGUGUCAGUAUCUUGUUCGUCGGUUACCUGCUGAUGCAGAUCCCGUCCAACCUGCUUCUGAACAAAUUCGGCAAGCCCGCUAUCUACCUUCCCUGUGCCAUGAUGCUCUGGGGCGUCAUCUCCACCUGCACCGCUGCCGCAGAGAACUUUGCCGGUCUGGUGGUGACCCGAUUCUUCCUCGGUUUCGUCGAGGCCGCCUACUUUCCCGGUUGCUUGUACUUCCUUAGUGCGUGGUACACGCGCAAGGAACUCGGUUUCCGCACUGCCGCUCUAUACUCGGGCUCCUUGAUCUCGGGCGCUUUCUCCGGUCUGAUCGCGGCGGGUAUCACCGGUGGCAUGGACGGCGUCAAGGGACUUCGGGCCUGGCGCUGGCUUUUCAUCAUCGAAGGUGCCAUCACCAUUGUCGUCGCUUUCAUCUCCAUCUGGGUCCUGCCCAACUUCCCUCGCACCACCCCCUGGCUCUCGGACGAGGAGAAGGAACUGGCUGCCUGGCGACUGGAAGAGGAUAUCGGUGAAGACGACUGGAUUGACAGCGAGCAGCAGUCGUUCCUGCACGGCGCCAAGCUAGCCGUUAUGGACAUCAAGACGUGGAUUCUGAUGCUCAUGAUCCUCUGCAUUGUCUCCUCGGCCUCCGUCACAAACUUUUUCCCAACAGUUGUUGAAACCCUCAACUUCAACGACAUCGACACCCUCCUUCUCACCGCACCGCCCUACUGUCUCGCCGUGGUGAGCGCCUUCGCUAACGCAUGGCAUGCUGACCGAACGGGCGAGCGCUACUGGCACGUCACCCUGCCGCUGUACCUCUCCGUCGUGGCCUUCAUCAUCGCUGCGACUACCACCAGCGUCGCGCCCCGCUAUGUCUCCAUGAUGCUCAUGGUCCCGUCGUUCUACGCCGGCUACGUCGUCGCUCUGGGCUGGAUCUCGAACACUCUGCCCCGUCCCGCUGCGAAGCGUGCUGCUGCGCUGGCGGCUAUCAAUUGCGUUAGCAACGCAAGCAGUAUCUAUGCUAGUUACAUGUAUCCUGAUAGCGAUGCUCCGCGGUUCGUGCCUGCCAUGUCCGUCAACUGUGCUACCGCCGUCAUCGCCAUCCUCAGCGCUACAGUCCUCCGCUUCAUUCUGGUCCGCCUGAACAAGAAGCUUGACCGCGGCGAGUCCGUUGAGGGUGCUGUUAGCGGUGGUGUUCCGGGCGAGGCGAGCCACCGUGGCUUCCGCUUCCUGGUUUAA
This is a messenger RNA of Penicillium riverlandense, 1533 nucleotides long. RefSeq names its product putative MFS transporter. The transcript is spliced from 8 exons. Bases 1 to 1533 code for a protein of 510 amino acids. Gene Ontology annotation, cellular component: membrane. Gene Ontology annotation, molecular function: transmembrane transporter activity. Gene Ontology annotation, biological process: transmembrane transport. The record is from RefSeq and is a predicted model, not a curated record. NCBI's taxonomy places the organism in Eukaryota, Fungi, Ascomycota, Eurotiomycetes, Eurotiales, Aspergillaceae.